AUGGAGCAACAACCAAUUCUUAUCACAAUUGUUGGAGAUUAUACUCACGACAUAAUUCCAUUGGAAAAUUCUAUACCGAAAAAAUAUAGAUCAUUAGUUGAGCUUAGAAGUUUGAGCACGGAGCCCCACAAUGAGGAAAUAGAAGAAGAAGUAGAAGUGGUGAAAGAUGGGGAAGAAAAUGUUGCAAGAGGUGAGGAGGAACCAUCAAAGGUCAAAGAGCCCAAAAAGAAGAACCUUCUUGAAGAGCCUACACCAAUUCCUUUUCCAACAUUGGCUAAAAAGACAAAAAAGCAUGAAGGCCUUAACCCCAAUAUGGUGGAGAUUUUUAAGAAUGUGGAAGUUACCGUUCCUCUUUUUCAAGCCAUUCAACAAGUGCCAAAGUAUGCAAAAUUCCUCAAGGAUGUAUUCACCUAUAAGGACAAGAUUAGUGAGUUAAACAAGAGUCCGGUAAAUGACUCUAUCUCUUCUCUCAUUCCAGAAAAGUGUAAUGAUCCCAGUCCUUAUUUGGUGACUUAUGUGAUUAGCGGGAUGGAGUUCAUGGAUUGCAUGUGUGAUUUGGGCGCUUGUGUAAGCAUUAUGCCCCUCCUUAUCUAUGAGAAGUUGAACUUUUCACCAUUGAAGAGGUCCGGAGCAAGAUUUCUAUUGGCGGACAAGAGCAUUGUGUCGGUUGUAGGUAUUGCGGAGAAUGUUUUGAUCAAUAUCCAAGGGUUUCUCUUACCGGUAGACUUUCAUAUCUUGGAAACCCCUCCAAUUGAUUCAGUCAAGCCAUCCUCUAUUAUCCUUGGGAGACCAUUUUAA
This is a messenger RNA of Arachis duranensis, 798 nucleotides long. RefSeq lists its product as uncharacterized. The transcript has 2 exons. Lineage: Eukaryota; Viridiplantae; Streptophyta; Magnoliopsida; Fabales; Fabaceae. The record is from RefSeq and is a predicted model, not a curated record. Bases 1 to 798 code for a protein of 265 amino acids.